Molecule: messenger RNA, 2498 nt
Organism: Cephus cinctus (wheat stem sawfly)
Lineage: Eukaryota; Metazoa; Arthropoda; Insecta; Hymenoptera; Cephidae
Gene: NUCB1
Product: nucleobindin-2
Exons: 11
Coding region: 320-2125 (601 amino acids)
Cellular component (GO): endoplasmic reticulum-Golgi intermediate compartment; extracellular exosome
Molecular function (GO): calcium ion binding
Source: RefSeq, a predicted model, not a curated record
CGGCUCGUGAAUCGAAACAACCAAUAAUUAGGUGAACCCGUCCUGCCACGUUCUUGGUUUCCUUUCGUGGAACUAACAACUAUCGUUCCAGAGGAUUGUUCCCGUAGCACCUCAUUCUAUCUUCUCCGUUAUUCUCCUGACUUGUAAGGCAGUUGGCUGGAACGUGGAGUCAUGCAUUCGAGACGCACGUCAUAGCUUCAUAUUUUUUCACACGCUGGCCAUGUCAGGACGCACAGUUGGACAUUGAAAUACCGUUCAGUUGAAGGAUCUGCGCUACACUAGAGAUUUCUCACGCAUAUUAAUAAGCUGAAUUAGAAAAAUGCGCUACCUGCUGAUAUGCGCUUUAUUGGCAGUCGUGGUGCAGCAGUCCGUUGCUCCGCCCGUGACAAAGAAUGCUAAAAAGGAGAGCGAAGAUAAAUCAUCCGAAAAUGAAAUUGAUGAUAAGGAGGAUAUGGCUGAAGUAAUGGAAUACCAUAGAUACUUGAAAGAAGUCGUUGAAGCAUUGGAAAGUGACCCAGAAUUUCGGUCGAAAUUGGAAAAGGCUGACAGCGUUGACAUUCGUACGGGGAAAAUUGCACACGAAUUGGAAUACGUGAGUCAUCAAGUACGAUCAAAGUUGGAUGAACUGAAGCGACAGGAAUUGGAAAGAUUGAGACACCUGGCGAUUAAAGAAUAUGAAUUGGAGAAUGGUCUUGAUUCGGAUCAUCUAAAGAUUGCGGAGCAUCUUGAUCACUCGAAUCCACAUACAUUCGAAAUUGAUGAUCUGAAGAAAUUAAUCGCAAAAACUACACAAGAUUUAUCCGAGGCUGAUAAGCGCAGGCGAGAGGAGUUCAAAGAGUAUGAAAUGCAAAAGAAAUUUGAACAGGAGCAGAAGAUGAAGGGUAAUACUGGAAUGGAUGAGGAACACAGAAAAAAGUAUGAAGCUGAAUUGCAUGAUAUGGAAAACAAACAUAAGAAGCAUGAGAAGCUUCAUCAUCCUGGAAGCAAGCAGCAAUUGGAGGAAGUGUGGGAGAAGCAGGACCAUAUGGCAAGUCAAGAUUUUGACCCCAGGACUUUCUUCUAUCUUCAUGAUCUGGAUGGUAAUGGCGUCUGGGAUCAGGAUGAAGUUAAGGCUCUGUUUCUGAAAGAAUUGGACAAGCUCUAUGCCGAGGGUGCUCCUGAAGAUGAUCUUCGAGAACGAGCCGAAGAGAUGGAAAGAAUGCGGGAGCAUGUGUUUAAUGAAGCUGAUUUAAAUAAAGAUGGCCUCAUAAGCUACCAAGAGUUUCUGGAGCAGACGAAAAAGCCGGACUUUCAGCAAGAUCCAGGGUGGCAGAGUUUGGAUGAGCAACAAGUUUAUUCUCAAACGGAGUACGAAGCUUUUGAGAGACAAAGACAGGAAGAAAUCCAGAGGAUGAUCGCCCAAGGAAUACUACCACCGUAUCCGGAUAAUCACGACCCUGGACACCAGCAACAGUUUCCUCCGCAAUAUGCUCCGGUACCGCACAGUGGUUCCGCACAAGAAUUCGUACCGGCUGUGGGUGCCAGAGUUCCUGAACUAGUAUCACACGGUCAGCAACAACAACAUCCACAACAAGGCCACCCAGUACCUCAACAACAUUAUCAAGGACAGCCAGCUCACUUGCAAGAUCAAGUAGCACAACAGCAACAACAGUUUCAACAGCCUCCUGUACAGCAACAACACUAUCAAGGUCAAGUUCCUCAAGGACAACACCAGUUUCAAGGGCAACCUAUUCACCAGCAACAACAGCAGCAGCAGCAGCAACACCAUCAACAACAACAGCAGCAGCAGCAGCAGCAGCAGCAACACCAUCAACAACAACAGCAGCAGCAGCAGCAGCAACACCAUCAACAACAACAGCAGCAGCAACAACAACACCAUCAACAACAGCAACAACCACUUCGUAAACCAGUCCAAGCCCAACCGCCAGUGAAUAACCAACAACUCCACGCACAGGAGCAGAAGCAGCAGCAUGUUCAAGAACAAAAUGAUCAACAUCAGCCAAUACAACACGCGCAAUCAGCACCAGUUCAGCAACAGGCACCAAUCAAUACUCAGCAACAAGUAAAUGAUCCACCGAAUUCACAAAACGCACAGAAACACGUUCCACACGUUGUUAACGUCUAACAGAAAAAAAAAUCGAAUUGAGAAAGAGGAGAGAGCAGAAGUCUGGCGAUCGUAUCAACAGUGAUGCGCACGGACUGCGGAAAUACGCGCGAGCCCGAUUAAUAUCGUAAAAGAAGUUUAUACGAGAUUAUAUAUAUACAGCGACAUGAUAUCUAUUAAAAUUUCAUUACUUCUUAAGCGGAACGCGUCUUCCUAUGUCUUUUCAAUGCAUUUCAAAUCUCGAACAAUUUCUUUUCAAUGAGAACUCUUACCCUUUUUUCCGUUAUAUCAGUUGUAUCGUGACUUAUAUGUACGUACAUGUAUGCAGCUGAUUUAUUUAUAUAAACUGUAUUGAUCGUGAUAUUGGAAAAUAUAUGGAUGAAAUCAUAUGUUA